Talaromyces amestolkiae is the source of this 846-nucleotide messenger RNA. RefSeq lists its product as uncharacterized. The transcript has a single exon. The coding region runs from base 1 to 846 and encodes 281 amino acids. NCBI's taxonomy places the organism in Eukaryota, Fungi, Ascomycota, Eurotiomycetes, Eurotiales, Trichocomaceae. The record is from RefSeq and is a predicted model, not a curated record. Gene Ontology annotation, cellular component: endoplasmic reticulum. Gene Ontology annotation, molecular function: L-ascorbic acid binding; iron ion binding; procollagen-proline 4-dioxygenase activity. Gene Ontology annotation, biological process: peptidyl-proline hydroxylation to 4-hydroxy-L-proline.
AUGUCUGUCGACAUUCGGCCAGAAUUCCUCUCGCCACAAGCUCCGCACAAUGUAACAAGCACCAUCAUCGACUUUACUGCUACAACUCCACCGAUUCCAGAAUACAAAAAGUCCUUCGCAGCGGUCAUCGAUAAUUUCAUGACCGAAGACGAGUGCCAAGAACUUUUAGGUCUAGCUGAGCAGUCGACGGAAGAUGGAAAAUGGGAACGUGCAAUGAUCAACAUCGGCAACGGCAAGCAAGCCAUGGCCACCGACUACCGUAACUGCGGUCGCAUCAUCUUCGAUUCUCCAGACAUCGCAGACAGGCUUCUGGCGCGACUCAAGCCGUUUUUCGAAAGUUGGGAUAUGGUCACUUUACAGAACAAGCUUGGCGUCACGGGUUUGGCGGGGAGGAAGAAUAUCUUCAAUCUUACGCGACUGAACGAGCGGCUGCGAUUUUUAAAGUAUAUCGGAGGGGAAUACUUUCGUCCUCAUUGCGACGGCAAUUAUCGAACACCGGAUGGGAGCGAAAUUUCAUUCUACACCAUCCAGCUGUACCUGAGCGGCGAGGGAGAAGAAGGACAAGAUUUAAAAGAAUUUGCGAAGAGGCAGAAAAACGAGCUGAAGGGCAAGGAUAUCAAGUCAGAAGAUGGUAAAGGAGCUGAUCAGGAUAAAUUACUUGGUGGUGCGACGAGUUUUAUGGCAUCGUGGGAGCUGCCCGAUCAAGCGGUUAGGGUUUGGUCUAAGACGGGCCGGGUGUUGGUGUUCCAGCAAAACAACAUGUGGCACGGUGGAGAUUCAGUAUACGGAGGGACAAAGUAUACUGUGAGGACGGAUGUAAUGUAUUCGAAAACUCCGUUGGCUUGA